GGACAGAGCAGGCUUACAAGACGCUCUACCAACUGAAAGUGGGAUUUUAUGCCUUUUCUUUCUUUUGUGUCUGUCACAUUCCCAUCUUAUUAUUCUGAUUUUUUAGGACAGACAGAUGGUAAGUUUUGCAGAGAAAAAGAUACCAUUGAGAAAACAAAACACACACUCUCUUCUGCUCCUUUCAACUCCUUUAUCUUUUCUCUCCAACCUCUAAUUGAAAGAAAAAAAAAAAAGACAAAAAGAAAUACCCCUACUUAAACAGCAAACAGCACUACAGCAACACCAUUUGAUUUUAUAUGCAAAGUAACCAAAAUGGUCUUUCUCAUAUCUUCUUCCUCUUUCCCCACUUCUCUUUAACUCUCCCAUUUGUAUACAUAAAAUAUAAAAACACCACCACUACCAUCUCAUUCUUAACUGUUUCUUGAAUUCAUAGAGAAAGAUUGAGCUUUUAUUAUUUUUGUUUCUUGAGUUUAGAGUUGAAAGAAGAAGAAUUUUGUGGGAAAUUGUAACUCCGUGAUCCAAUGAAGAAAGAUCUAUGUUUUGUGCUUAACGUUACGUGUUUUUGAAGGGACUGUGUGGUAAUACGAAGACAGCGUUUUUGGUUGCACAGAAAAUUAACACAAGUCAUGAUGGCUGUGACAUCAAGCUGUAAAGACAAACUGGGGAUAGACAGUGGGAAAUAUGUUAGGUACACACCUGAGCAGGUAGAGGCUUUGGAAAGGGUGUAUCAUGAAUGUCCAAAGCCCAGUUCACUCCGUCGUCAGCAGCUGAUUCGAGAGUGUCCGAUUCUAUCCAACAUCGAGCCAAAACAGAUCAAAGUUUGGUUUCAGAACAGAAGAUGUAGAGAGAAGCAACGUAAAGAAUCAUCGCGGCUUCAAGCUGUGAACAGAAAAUUGACAGCAAUGAAUAAGCUGUUGAUGGAAGAGAAUGAUAGGCUGCAGAAGCAAGUUUCACAGUUGGUGUAUGAGAAUAGCUUUUUCCGCCAACAGACUCAAACUGCAGCCCUUCCCACCACAGAUAACAAUAGUUGUGAAUCUGUGGUGACGAGUGGUCAACACAACUUGACCCCUCAGCGUCCGCCAAGGGAUGCAAGCCCUGCGGGACUUUUGUCCUUAGCAGAGGAAACUUUAACAGAGUUUUUAUCAAAGGCAACGGGAACCGCUGUGGAGUGGGUCCAAAUGCCUGGGAUGAAGCCUGGUCCGGAUUCCAUUGGAAUCAUUGCUAUUUCUCAUGGUUGCUCAGGAGUAGCCUCGCGUGCUUGUGGCCUUGUGGGUCUAGAGCCUACAAGAGUUGCUGAAAUCCUUAAAGAUAGACCGUCGUGGUUUCGUGACUGCCGAGCGGUGGAUGUUCUCAAUGUGAUGUCCACUGGGACCGGUGGAACCAUUGAAUUGCUAUACAUGCAGCUCUAUGCACCUACUACACUGGCACCAGCUCGUGACUUCUGGUUAAUGCGGUAUACAUCUGUUAUGGAAGAUGGUAGCCUUGUGGUAUGUGAGAGAUCUCUGAACAACACUCAGAAUGGUCCUAGUAUGCCACCCGUGCAGAGUUUCGUGAGAGCAGAUAUACUGCCAAGUGGAUAUCUGAUACGACCCUGUGAAGGGGGUGGUUCUAUCAUUCACAUAGUUGACCAUAUGGAUUUAGAGCCAUGGAGUGUGCCUGAAGUGUUGCGUCCACUGUAUGAGUCAUCAAUGCUGCUGUCGCAGAGGACAACUAUGGCGGCAUUACGUCACUUGAGACAAAUUUCUCAAGAAAUUUCUCAUCCUACUGUCACUGGUUGGGGAAGAAGACCUGCAGCUUUGCGCGCGCUUGGUCAAAGAUUGAGCAAGGGUUUUAACGAGGCCGUUAAUGGUUUUACCGAUGAGGGAUGGUCUAUGCUUGAAAGUGAUGGUAUGGAUGAUGUUACUAUUCUUGUCAACUCAUCGCCCAGCAAAUUGAUGGGUGCAAAUCUCUCUUACGCCAAUGGAUUUCCAUCAAUGAGCAGUGCUGUGCUAUGUGCCAAGGCUUCUAUGCUUCUACAGAACGUACCUCCUGCCAUUCUGCUAAGGUUCUUGCGGGAACAUCGAUCGGAAUGGGCAGACAGUGGUAUUGAUGCUUAUUCAGCUGCUGCAGUUAAAGCUGGUCCAUGCAGCAUACCAGUCACUCGAACUGGAGGUUUUGGUGGACAAAUCAUUCUUCCGCUGGCUCACACUAUUGAACAUGAAGAGUUUAUGGAGGUGAUAAGACUUGAAAGCAUUGGCCACUAUCAAGACGACAUGAUGAUGCCUGGUGACAUCUUCCUUUUGCAACUUUGUAAUGGAGUGGAUGAGAAUGCCGUUGGAGCAUGUGCAGAGCUCAUGUUUGCUCCUAUUGAUGCCUCUUUUGCUGAUGAUGCUCCUCUCCUUCCCUCUGGUUUUCGUAUCAUUCCUCUGGACUCCAAGGCAGUGAGUAUACUUGCCAAAUGUAGUCUGGAAUUGCAAGUUUUCUCGCAAAGUUCUGUUAAUUUAUUUCUCAAAUCAAUGCAGGAUGCCUCCAGUCCAAACCGCACACUGGAUCUUGCAUCAACUCUUGAGGCUGGAAGUCGACCUACUGGGGAUUAUUCCAAGAACUCUGGUUGCACCAAAUCGGUUAUGACAAUAGCAUUUCAAUUUGCAUUUGAGAUCCAUCUUCAAGAAAACAUAGCUGCCAUGGCACGUCAAUAUGUCCGCAGUAUCAUAUCAUCUGUUCAGAGGGUUGCUCUGGCUCUUUCUCCAUCACGUAUUGGUUCUCUUCCUGGUCUAAGGUCUCCACCUGGCACACCUGAAGCCCAGACCCUUGCCCGUUGGAUUUGCCAAAGCUAUAGGUUCUUCUUAGGCGUGGAUCUGCUCAAAUCUGUUAGUGGAGGAAGUGAAUCCAUCCUGAAAGAAAUUUGGGAUCACUCAGAUGCUCUCAUGUGUUGCUCUUUGAAGCAACUGCCAGUUUUCACAUUCACGAAUGAGGCAGGCCUUGACAUGCUAGAAACCACCUUGGUAGCCCUUCAAGAUAUUACUCUCGAAAAGAUUUUCGACGACAAUGGAAGAAAGGCGCUCUUCUCUGAGCUUCCACAGAUAAUGCAGCAGGGUUUUGCUUGUCUUCAAGGUGGUAUCUGUUUAUCAAGUAUGGGAAGGCCAAUAUCAUAUGAGAGAGCUGUCGCUUGGAAAGUAUUGAAUGAAGAAGAAGAUGCCCAUUGUAUAUGUUUCAUGUUCAUCAAUUGGUCUUUUGUCUGAUAAUUUGCACAUCAAUGUAGGAACGGAUACAAACUUAGAUCAGUAACACCCCUUUUUUUGUUAAACAUACUUUAUGGAUCAACCUCUUAGUUGCCUUUAUAUCGUUUAGGCAAAAACUCUGCAAGUGGAAUCGUUUUGCCUUUCCCAUUCUCAUCAAA
Messenger RNA from Lycium barbarum (goji berry), 3379 nucleotides. RefSeq names its product homeobox-leucine zipper protein ATHB-15-like. Gene Ontology annotation, molecular function: DNA binding; lipid binding; DNA-binding transcription factor activity. Bases 627 to 3221 code for a protein of 864 amino acids. NCBI's taxonomy places the organism in Eukaryota, Viridiplantae, Streptophyta, Magnoliopsida, Solanales, Solanaceae. The record is from RefSeq and is a predicted model, not a curated record. The transcript is spliced from 18 exons.